CCUUGUCUUUCUCUCUCUCCCUGUCGGUCUGUCUGCCUGCCUGUCUCGCUCUCUCUCGCUCCAUAAAGUUAUCGACUUGCGAUCCAUUUCUCUCAAUUUCUUGAUACCCAAAAUCGUACACCCUCCUCCCCCUCCUUCAAGAACCUCAAAGAAUCGAUCCGUUCUUGCUCUUUCUCUCUCUCUCUCUCUCUCUCUCUGUGACCCGGAAGCUUGAUCUUUGUUUGGGUUUUUAUUUUUGUGUACUUUUUUAGGGUGUGAAUAGAAUAGGUGAGGAAAGAUGAUGAAGAUGACGAUGGAAGGGAUGAUGGACAGGGGGGUGCUGGAGGACAUCAUAAGGAGAUUGUUGGAAGGCAAAGGAGGGAAGCAAGUUCAGUUGUCGGAGGCCGAGAUCCGACAGCUGUGCAUCAACGCACGCCAAAUCUUCUUGUCCCAGCCCAUUCUCCUCCAGCUCCAUGCUCCAAUUCGCAUCUGUGGUGAUAUACACGGACAGUACCGAGAUUUGUUGAGGUUAUUUGAGUAUGGAGGCUAUCCUCCUGCCUCGAACUAUCUCUUCCUUGGAGACUAUGUUGAUCGUGGCAAACAGAGUUUGGAGACUAUAUGUUUGCUUCUAGCUUACAAAAUAUUGUACCCGGAUAAAAUCUUCCUCUUGCGGGGGAACCACGAGGAUGCAAAGAUUAAUCGAAUAUACGGGUUUUAUGAUGAGUGCAAGAGGAGGUUUAAUGUUAGACUCUGGAAAAUGUUCACCGAUUGCUUUAACUGUUUGCCCGUAGCCGCGCUCAUCGACGAGAAGAUACUUUGUAUGCAUGGGGGUCUCUCUCCGGAGUUGCAAAAUUUGGAUCAAAUAAAAGAAAUUCCGAGGCCUACUGAUAUUCCGGACUCUGGCCUCCUAUGUGAUCUGCUUUGGUCUGACCCUAAUCCUAGCACUCCGGGAUGGGCAGAUAGUGACCGUGGAGUCUCGUGUACAUUUGGGGCUGAUCGGGUUACUGACUUCUUAAACAAGAAUGACCUUGACCUUAUCUGCCGAGGACAUCAAGUGGUGGAGGACGGAUACGAGUUCUUUGCUAAGCGGAGGUUGGUGACGAUAUUUUCGGCUCCGAACUAUGGCGGGGAGUUUGACAAUGCCGGCGCUUUGCUGAGCGUGGAUGAGUCUUUAAUGUGCUCUUUUGAGAUACUGAAGCCACUUGACAACAAGGCAUCCUCAAGCAAAGUAAUUCUUAAGAAGCCGCCCCCGAAGUUCGGAAAGGUGUGAUAUGGAUUAUGAGGUUUUCUUCAAGUACUUCUUCAACUUCAAGCCCAAGAAAUAGCAACCUCAGUAUGACCUCGCAUGUAUUUACACUUAAGUAGAUUCCAUUGGCAAAGAGGAAGCCUUCUUGCUUCAGCAAUCGCCGUCUUUCGAGUACAUGGACGUGUGGCGGCGCUCAUUAUCCAUGUAAGUUCUUGUACAAUCUGUAUAUCAAUCAACACAUGCUAAUUGCCGUGCAAGUCCAGAGAUUUUUCUGGUUCGCUUCUUAGAUUUCUCCGUAAGGUAUUCUGUUUGGAAGCGCUAACUAAGAGUGCAUCGUGUCGAUCUUGGUCGAGCAUUUUCCCUUGUCUGUGGAAUGUCGGUUUGUAUUUCUUAGAGUCUGUAGAUUUGGCUCUUCAAAAGAGCUUUUGUAUCUAAACCAGUGGAUUCAUUCA
Messenger RNA from Syzygium oleosum, 1677 nucleotides. RefSeq names its product serine/threonine-protein phosphatase PP1. The record is from RefSeq and is a predicted model, not a curated record. Gene Ontology annotation, cellular component: nucleus; cytoplasm. The transcript has 4 exons. Gene Ontology annotation, molecular function: protein serine/threonine phosphatase activity. NCBI's taxonomy places the organism in Eukaryota, Viridiplantae, Streptophyta, Magnoliopsida, Myrtales, Myrtaceae. The coding region runs from base 278 to 1249 and encodes 323 amino acids.